This is a messenger RNA of Chelonia mydas (Green sea turtle), 7478 nucleotides long. It is a transcript of the gene RADIL, whose product is annotated as Rap associating with DIL domain. The record is from RefSeq and is a predicted model, not a curated record. Gene Ontology annotation, biological process: neural crest cell migration; signal transduction; substrate adhesion-dependent cell spreading. Gene Ontology annotation, cellular component: microtubule. Gene Ontology annotation, molecular function: GTPase binding. The transcript is spliced from 16 exons. The coding region runs from base 273 to 3674 and encodes 1133 amino acids. Lineage: Eukaryota; Metazoa; Chordata; Testudines; Cheloniidae.
ACGGCCAUCUCCGCCCCGGCUGGCGGGACGUGAGCGCUCCGGGCUCGGCGGGGCUCGGCUAGCGCCGGCUCCUGCCCUCUGCAGCCGGGCUGGCCGGGGCGGGGAGCCGCGGCGGCGAAGAGGCGCCCGACGAGACCCCCGGCCAGGGACGAAGUGGGAGGAACAAGUUUCUGUGAAAAUGAAUAAUGCAGGGGAAGCUGCAGGGUUUGCUAUGAAGAGGAGAAUAAGUGACUGAAAGAAAGAGAUGUGAAAAGAAUGGUAAGCUGUGUCCCAUGACGACCUCACCCGCUAUGUUCUAUGGAUCUUCGUCCGCCAUGUCCUCACCUUCCAAAAACAAACUUAAGCGUCAGAGCCGGAUAUUCUCUCAGGUCUUGUACCGGACGUUGAGCUACAAGGACCGCAGCUCGGUGUCGGCUUUCCCCCUUGCAAGCAGCGAUGACCCAGCUGAACUUUCCACUCAGGUUUCAGCCCCUGGGGUCCUGAAGAUAUUUGGGGGCAACAUCUGUGCGGGCACCAACUACAAGAGUGUCCUUGCUACGGGGAGCUCAAGUGCGCGGGAGCUGGUGAAGGAGGCGCUGGAGCGCUAUGGGCUGAGCAAGGUGGACGCCAGCCACUAUGUGCUGUGUGAUGUCAUUGGGAUGUUCAGCGGCUCUGAGAAGCAGUGGCAAACGGAAGGGUUGCGAGUCCUCGGUGAUAAUGAGAAGCCCCUUCUGAUUCAGGACCUAUGGAAGCCCAAGGAAGGGUUCUCCCGGCGUCUGGAGCUACGGAAGAGAUCUGAGGUGGAGGAGCUGGCCGCGAGGGACGUAGACACGAUCACGGCAGGCAUUAAUGCCCAGGCUCGGAAGCUGCAGAGGAACCGUGCGAAGGGCACCAUGACCCUGCUGACGGGUUGCAAGCGACACUCCACGCCACCGACCCUCCGACGCAGCGUGAGUGAGACCAGCCUCAGUCACGUGGGCUCUCUGGAGGAGGAGCAGCUCAAGAGACAUUACUCCACGCUGCCCGAGACCAUCCGCGGCCUGGAGAGCUCGAGGGAUGAGCAGCAGGCCCCCACGGCAGAGCGGAAUGGCAGCAGUGUGCGGUACUCCCUCUACCAGUCCCCUCACCUCCUACUCCUGCAGGGCUACAGUUACCAGCAUGAUAGCUUGGUUUACCUGCUGAACCGCGAGCAGCACACGGUGGGCCAGAGGACUCAGUCCAGCAAACCCAGCAUCAGCCUCUUCGCCCCGGACAUCCUGCCCCUUCACUGCACCAUCAGGAGGCUCAGGCUGUCGAGCCGCUCCCGACACCAUUCGGAGGAGAAGCUGAUCCUUGAGCUCAUCCCGGGGGCCAGUGUGUCCAUCAACUUCUCCGAAGUGGUAAGGACGAUCGUGCUGCACCACGGAGACCUCCUGUCCCUGGGGCUUUACUACCUGCUUCUCUUCAAGGACCCCACGAGGGCCCAGCCGCUGCCUGCACAGACACUGAUGAGGCUGAGAUCUAUGCAUCGAGCCUCGGACCCCGAGGCACCCGUGACCUGUAAGAUGUGUGGCAGCCAGCUCAAGGAGAGGGGCCCCUCCUCCAAGAAGCACGGGCCCUCCCCUGCCGCAGGCCAAAGAUCAGCCAGGAAGAGGCUGCAGCUGGAGUUUGAGCGAGCUGCCGAGGACGUGCUGGUGAGACGGAUCGUGACCUUGAUCGAGCCUGGGGGUGACGAUCACAAGUUGACACCGGCCUUCCUGUUGUGCCUCUGCAUCCAGCACUCCGCCACCAGCUUCGAGCCGGGCGACUUCGGCCAGCUGCUGCUCAAGUCCGCCAAGAUGAUUCAGAGGACAGUGUGGGAGAAAACGAAAGAACUGGCCGAGAAGCAGUCCCAGCAUCAGGAUCCUGGAUCCCUGUCCCGCUUCACCAUCACAGACCUGGUCCCGGACCUGCAGCACAUUCUCUUCUGGAUGUCCAACUCCAUCGAGCUCCUGUACUUUAUCCAGCAGAAAUCCCCCAUCUACAUCCAGAGCCUGGAGGAGGAGCUGGAUGUCAAGGGUUCUAAGGAGUCUCUGUUCUCUUCAACCAUCACAGCCAGUGAGGAAGCCAUGACAGUCCUAGAGGAAGUGAUCAUGUAUACUUUUCAGCAGUGCGUCUACUAUAUCUCCAAGUCUCUGUAUGUAUCUCUACCUGCCCUCCUGGAGUGUAACCCCUUCCAGAGUGAGGGCCAGGAAGGUUGGCGGGCAUCAUCCCAGUUGCCUGAAGAAAUACGUAGAGUUGUGUUGAUCUACCAGGCUACGCUGGACCUGCUCCACCAGUAUGAAGUGCACCCUGAAAUAGCCUCCCAGAUGUUUGCCUACCUCUUCUUCUUCUCCAACACUCUGCUCUUCAACCAGCUCAUGGACAAAGGCUGCUUCCACUGGUCGAAAGGAGUGAAGAUCCGCGCCGGCCUGCGGCUCCUCCUGGAGUGGAUGCGGGGCAUGGGCUUCGGGCACCUGGCCGAGCAGUUCUUCAGCAAGCUUUCCAGCGUGGCUCACCUGCUGGCCAUGCCGAGCACCCAGCUGGCGCAGAUGACCUGGCCAUUGCUGAGAGCCGAGUUCCCCGCCCUGAGCCCUGCUCAGCUCCAUCACAUCCUGACUCAGUCCCAGGCAGCGUCCGAGGUGGGGUGUGUCGCGGCCUGGCAGGAGGACAGCCCUGCAGCCUUCAAGACAGACGAAGUGCUAGAGUCCUUUGAUAACCACCCGCCCAUCGUCCUGCCAAGUGGAGGAUUUAAGGUGGACUUGGAGGUGGAGACGCUGGACGAUAAUGUGUACCGGCAUCUCCUGUACAUCCGUCACUUCCUGUGGAGUCUGCGGAGCAAGAGCCCCCACGCCGGUGACUUGCUGGAGUUGGAGCCCGUGAAGAAAGACAUUCCCACCAGCCAAAAUGACCCCGAGGUGCCCGAGAACACACUCACCUUGCCAGCCCUGGGGAAUUCCUUUGGCCAGUCGGAUUACAGACGCCCAGGUAGCUGUGUGGAGGCAGAGGCUGCUGGGAGCCCUCCGCUCCCCACAGACAUGAGCCGAUCCCCCCGAGACUAUUAUACCAGUGAGCCACAGCGCCAAGAAAAACUCAAGCAUCUGCAACUGCCCAGCAGCCUGGGGAAAAACCACCUCUCCAAGGCCAGCGUGUUGCCAGUGGAUCCCUCCUGCUUACUGACCCCUCCCAAUACGCCUCUGAACUUUGACCCUGGAUGCCCAGAAUCCCCUCAGAGCACCAGCUGUGGGAAAGUCAUCCAGGACCCCAGGAAGGAUGGACUCAAUGGCACCAAAGCCACCACCCCUGAAGGAUGUUCUCCGAUGCCCUACGACUAUCCCACACCAGCUUCCUCCAGUCGCAGCUCAGCCACGGAUGAUUUCUGCUACGUCUUUGUGGUGGAGUUGGAAAAAGGGCCCAUUGGGUUGGGGAUGGGACUGAUUGAUGGCUUGCACACCCCUUUGAACUCUCCCGGCAUCUACAUCAGGACCCUCAUCCAGGGCAGUCCUGCAGCCUCAGAUGGCAGACUCUCCAUAGGCGACCGCAUCCUGGCUGUUAACGGCACCAGUCUGAUUGGAGCAGACUACCAGAGUGCAGUGGAGCUUAUCCGGGCUGGAGGGAAGAAGCUGCGGUUUCUGGUUGCCAAGUCUGACAUGGAAAUAGCCAAGAAAAUCAGCUCCAGCUCACCAUCGUCCUCUUAACGCUCACGUUGCAAGGGCCUGGCCGUAGCCCCCUGCAAACGAAGCUGCCGUCAAGGCCAACUACACGAAAGCUGGUGGUGGGCAGAGACCGUACCUGGAACACGGAGGAUCCAGUGUGAAAUUGCACCAUUCCAGGACUAAAGAACUGUUCUCAAUUUGCUUUUCAGACCGUUGGGUAUCUCUGUUCUGCUCUGCCAGGGUCCGGGGGGACACUGCUGAGCGAGCGAGGGAGGGGACUUUACAAUCCAAACACCCCUCCGCUCACAGGUGUAUCGCAUGGGCUCAUUUUACAGCUGACGUCAUUCCCCCUGCCAGCCUGAGCAUGGGGUUUCCAUAGCCCCCUACUUACCUGCCCACCCCCACUCCUCUUUGCAGAGGACAGAUCCCAUUCCAGGCAAAGUUCUCUUUGGCUCAACCGAGGUUAGGAACAAGCUAUUCCAUUCCUCUGCACUCAGAGGGCAUGGCAGGGCUGGUGCCUGACUGGCAGUGGGGGCCCUAAGGGCUGCUGUUGCAAUUAUUGAGUUACCUAGCACUGGCACCUGGGAGAUUUUGAGCACCUAGUGAUUAACAUAACAAUUACAGUUAACGUAGGCCAGAACUGCCAGGGAACAUUUAUUACAAACCCCAAACAGCUGCUUUGCUGGAACAAACUCAGGUUCCUGGGCUGUGAAAGGUGGCAGCAGAAUAUCACCCUCUGGCCUGUCAAGCUGGAUUCCUGAGGGUGGGGGUGUCUGAAGUACUAAUAAAUACAGAACAACCGGGGUGCAGGAAAUGACUUUUACAGGGACAGGCUUUAGCAGCAUAAGCUGAUGCAAUGGGCUGUCAUGGUGGAACGGAUGUGAGCGUUACAUUCACUUCCUCCAGGGCCUGACAGUCAGUUCACCCUGCCCUAGUGUAGUGCCUUGCUGCUGGUAGGCUAGGACCCCCACCUCCGGGCCCUGCCCUGGGGCUGGAAAGUGGCUUCAGCAAAGAGAAAACAGCGUGAGAGCAGCUGCAGUUGUAUAACCACCGCUCCCAGGCUUGGCAAGAGGGCAUCGCUGGAAGGGUCCUUCUCCUUUCCUCAUCACCACCGCAUGGGCUGCUCCCUGGCUCUAGCAUUGGCCCUACUGCACGGGGGAAUCUACUUUUCAACCUUCUCUAAAGCUGACCCUUCAACCGCUUUCAGCGACGUUGUCCUGGGGAGAGGCUGUCACCCUGUGAAGCCCACACCUGAAAGCGAAGCCCCCAGCCAAGGUGAACUAAUAUGACCUCUUGCUUUGGUAAAGUACUCCCAGGGGAACAACCUGCGCUGACAGUUUCACAAAAUGGAGACAUGGCUGCAACCCAGGCAGAAUGGCUGCUCUUACGUGUUCUCAUUGGCUGCAUGGGUGAUGCCUUAUCCGCUGCAGGGGCAAGCCCAGGCUCUGAGACGGACACGGCUGGGGCUGUAAUCUUUUUUACUGGACCAACUACCAUUGGUGAGAGAGAAAGAGACAAGUUUUUGAGCUACACCGAGCUCUGCUUCAGGUCUGGGAGGGGCACUGCUAACUCCAAGAUCGAACAGACAGUUUAGCAUAAGUAUUUGCCUCUUAUUCUAACCAUUCAAGGUGAAGGGGCCUGUUAACACCCCUGUAGUCAUAUAGGACCAAAAAAAGGGGGCAGGAGGGGGGUUAUGGAAUAAGCCAUAAAUCCUUAGCAGGCAGCCUGCAGCUCAUUAGUAAGUGAAGAAGUCAAACCUCCCCCACAUAGAGCUAGGGGCAUACUUUUGAAGGCACUGCUACUUUUGCAGCUGGAUCUGACUAAGUGCAAAUGGCAGCAGUUAGAUGGCUAGUCACCAGGUUGCAGGCCCCAGCAGGUAUGUAGCUCUGCGGGUAGUUGAGUGUGGAUGCCAAAUCAGGGGUAGUUUUAAAAAGUGUAGCCCCUGCUGAAACAGACAGGCAGAGCUGGGGAGUUGCUCCAUGGACCUGAUUCUGUCUCCCAUGCCCCAUCCCAUCUUCUGCAUACCUCAGCUGCUCAGCAGUGCCUGCUACUGCCAUGCUGAUGAUGUUAAACAACGCCUGGCCUUGAAACAGACAUCCCCCUUUUUGGAAAGUCAGUCACAGCUUUAACAGCUUAUUCCCAAGAGUGCACACACAUCACUCAGCUCUCUCCUGCCAACAGUGUGCCUGCUCUACCCUGGGGGGAACUGGUUUAAUUGCAAGUAUAUUCUUCUGGGCUAGUGUAGAUGAGCUGUGUGUGGGAUUUAGCAAGCGCAGAGGGAGAAAACCCUCCCCUCUUACUCCUGCACUUUGAAGUCAGUGGAAAAACCUCAAACUAAUCACUGUAAGGUGGAAGUGCAGCAUUAGCCCACCCACCACACCGCAGGGUUCUGUGCAGCCUCAUGGACAAGGCAUCUAAACCCACAUUGCAAGCUCUCCAGGCUGACAGAAAUAACCACUCAAGGCUAGUGCCUGGCUUCUGUACUGUGGCAUACUCAGAACAGCUGGGCUAGGCCAUCUGCACAGCAGCGACUGGAGAUACCCUUUAAUUGUAACAGAAGAAGGUAACCACACGAAGGCAGCUCAAGGCUCUGGCUGCCUUAUUAACAGUCAAAAGAACUGUGAACAUUAGCUUGACCUUCCUCCAUUGAGCCCUGGGAUCCCCCCCACCAUCCCACUCCAUGCCCCUGCCAGCUGAGGGCUUCAGAGACAGGCACAAGAACUGCCCUUGAGCCUCCAGGAGAUCAUGGUAUAUCCCCCCUACAGCCACACUUGUCCCAGCCCAGGGAGCAAGAGCCUGAGUUUGCAACAUGACAAAGCAGGCCCAGCUAUGGCUUGAUUCAGCAGUACCAAAGCAAGCCAAACAUACUGCUCUCCAGCUUUGCAGGCCCCCCCCUGCAACCCAUAAGGAGAAUAGCAUAAUUCACCCCACAGGAGAAGUGACCAGCCUCCAUAACUGGAUGGGAAGCACCAAGCAAUCAGCCCCCAAUUGUCUUUCACUAAUAUUAUAGUUAGCGCUAAAUAUUCCUAUUGCCUGCGUGCAAAGUCAGAGGCCUCUAGAGGGCACAUGCUCUCUGCCAGCAGCAGAAAGGGGCAUGACCACUCCCCUCUCUUGUUAAUACUGUACAUCUCUACAAUGUAUAUAGUCUAGUGCAGACAUGGAACAAAGAUCAGGGCCCACCUGUGACAGGGCUGCUAUGUUCAAGGAGUUGUUCGCGGUGUGAAAAAUAAACUGGAUCCAAUAAAACCUCCCUAAGCUCCAUUCUGGUGGCUGUGGUUUGGAGCCUGUUUGGGCCUUGCCAGGUUCAACUGAACUUUAGAACAAAAAGGGAGCAGAGGCAGGCCCUCGCUUACCUAAAUCAUCCCCACAGGUUGCCUACACUUCCCGCCAUUUCCUGGCUACAGGACUUGGCUUCCUGCUCCAAGCACCUGUUACAGGCAGAGAGAGCACAGGUGGUGGGGGAACAGCAGGAGGAGUCACAAUGCAGUCAGAGCAACGGAGAAGGAAAAGGCGACAAGUAACAGCUGAUUGGUAGGACAGGGCAAAGCGCCCCGCAAGGGACUUGCUUUGGAGACGGCCCCCUGGAUUUUCAGAACCUUCCAGCCCAGAGCUCCUUUGGCUGCUGCCAUGAGCUGCGAAGGGAAGCAGGCUGGGCCCCUCCAGCAGACGCCCCUCAGGCAGGCUGGGCCUUUGGCUAAGCUUUCUUGGAAAACCCCAAUUCACAUACACUAGCCAGCGCCCUUCCCCUGUAGCAUCAGGUUGUCUGUUUGGGGUGCGUGCUGCUCCUGCCUCAUGGGGGUGAUGUCACUGGUCUCCCCGGGCGGGCCCGGACCCGAGUCCCACAGC